This is a messenger RNA of Oppiella nova, 1023 nucleotides long. The record is from the annotation of a GenBank genome assembly. NCBI's taxonomy places the organism in Eukaryota, Metazoa, Arthropoda, Arachnida, Sarcoptiformes, Oppiidae.
UAACAACUGAUUUCUUACAGAGAAAUUCAUUCUCGAUCCAUAAUUUCACUGCUCAAUAUACAUAGAGUAUAAUCUGAUUAUAUAAUAAUCCACUACUUGUUCACAGACUAUAUAAAAAGUUCCAAUACUUGUAGCAUUUGUUACAUAACUUAUAGUUGAAUCAAAUUCUUAUAUUCAUAUUAAAACAAAUUCAUAAUUAUAACAAAAUGCCGAUUGAUCUAUACUAUGCUACUUUGAGUCCCCCGUGUAGGGCGGUGUUGAUGACACUCAGACAACUUAAUCUGGACGUCAAUGUGAUUACCACUGAUGUUCAUAAAAAGGAAAGUUGGCCACCACAAUUUCUUAAGUUGAGUUACCCUCAACAUACCGUUCCCACUCUGGUGGACGAUGGCUUUCCUUUGGGUGAGAGUCGAGCCAUUAUGCAGUACUUGGUGUCCAAAUACGCGCCAAACAGUGAUCUCUACCCAACCCAUGACCUGAAGAAGAGGGCACAUGUGGACCGACUCCUGUACUACGAUAUGAGCAUUUGGUACGCGAUUGUGAACGCUACUGUAAUGAAAAUAUUCCGUGGAGUGGAACCAACUGAGAGCGCCCUCAAGAACUUCAAAAAGAACUUCAAUGUCUUGAAUGACUUCAUUGGGAACAACAAAUAUGUUGCGGGAAAUGAGUUGACAAUCGCCGACCUCUCAUAUUUAGCUACCAUUUCAACCCUUGCUAUCAAUGAUUACAAAGAUUUGGAUGAAUUCCCAAAUGUGAAGAACUGGUUCUUCAGAGUGCAGAAGGAAUUGCCGUAUUUUGAUGACGUGAACGGAAAAGUACCCGAACUCUGGAAACAACACUCCUCUGCUAACAAGUAAUUCAUCGAUGGAUACAACAAAUAAGACUACAAUUUAUUAUAACGUUUUUAUUUUAUUAAUUAGUUGUUGUAAUAUUCUGUUAAUAAUAAAUAAUACUUACAUUAGUAUUAAAAUCAAAAUGUUCCUGUUCAAUGCCUAUUAUUUUAUAAUUUUGUAGAAUUACUUU